This is a messenger RNA of Labrus mixtus (cuckoo wrasse), 3829 nucleotides long. RefSeq names its product minichromosome maintenance 9 homologous recombination repair factor (gene mcm9). Gene Ontology annotation, molecular function: single-stranded DNA binding; ATP binding; single-stranded DNA helicase activity. NCBI's taxonomy places the organism in Eukaryota, Metazoa, Chordata, Actinopteri, Labriformes, Labridae. Gene Ontology annotation, biological process: double-strand break repair via homologous recombination. Gene Ontology annotation, cellular component: MCM complex; nucleus. Bases 193 to 3522 code for a protein of 1109 amino acids. The record is from RefSeq and is a predicted model, not a curated record. The transcript has 15 exons.
AAUGCACCGUUCAGCUGAGAAGCGAAAAGGAAGCACAUGAAGAAGAAAAAGAGGAAGUCCUUCCGCCGCUCGGCCCGCGAAACUCUGCUCUUCUGUUUACAUGUGUGCCGGAGGACGAGCUGUGUUAGAGCUCAAAUGAUUCUGGUCUUCGAUUAAAUAUUUGUUUCCUGGUGAAAUCAACAGGUGUUCACCAUGUUGAUGAGCCCGGAGCAGGAGGCUCUGAUUGGCCGGGUAUUUGAAAGCUACCUGACAGAGCAUCACCAUGACGACAUCCUCCAGCUGAUCGAAGACGGCGAUGAAGAGACCCGACACCCUGUGGUUGUAAACGCCAUGACGCUGUUUGAAGCCAAUAUGGAGGUCGGGGAUUAUUUUAACGCCUAUCCCCACCAUGUGCUGGCUAUAUUUGACAAAGUGUUACACAGAAGAGCCAUGGAGUUAGCAGAGAAAGCCUCCCUGAAGCCCAGACUGAGACACGCCCCUCAUGCCAGAAUCACAGGUCUGCCCGUGUGUCCCGAGCUCACCAGAGACACCAUCCCCAGGUCCAGAGAUGUCGGACACUUUCUGUCCGUCACCGGCACGGUCAUACGCACCAGCGUUGCCAAGGUGCUGGAGUACGAGCGGGAUUACAUGUGCAACAAGUGUCGCCAUGUUUUCAUGGUGCAGGCAGAUUUUGAUCAGUUCUACACCUUUGUACCUCCUGUGUCCUGUCCUAACCCCGACGCCUGUCACUCCUUUAAAUUCACCUGUCUGACUGACGGAUCUGAGCCCGGAGCCUGUCGAGACUACCAGGAGAUCAAGAUCCAAGAGCAGGUACAGAGGCUGUCAGUGGGCAGUAUUCCUCGUUCCAUGGUGGUGGUUCUGGAGGACGACCUGGUUGACAUCUGUAAAUCUGGUGACGAUGUGACCGUGUACGGCGUGAUGGGUCAGCGCUGGAAGCCUUUCUACGACGGCUCUCGCUGCGACGUGGAGCUGGUGCUCAAAGCCAAUAACAUUGAAGUGAACAACCAGCAGGCUGCGGCGGCUCUGCUCAUGAAGGACAUUCAGAAAGAGUUUGAUGAAUUCUGGGAAAGCUCUAAACAUGAUCCCAUGGCUGCCAGGAACCAGAUUCUGUUGAGUCUGUGCCCUCAGGUGUUUGGCAUGUACGUGGUUAAACUGGCGGUUGCCAUGGUGUUGGCUGGUGGCGUGCAGAGAAUAGAUUCUUCGGGGACAAAGAUCAGAGGUGAGUGUCACAUGCUGCUGGUGGGCGACCCCGGCACAGGGAAGUCUCAGUUCCUGAAGUAUUCAGCUAAGAUCAUGCCUCGCUCUGUUCUCACAGCUGGGAUUGGAUCAACAAGUGCAGGACUGACCGUAGCAGCGGUGAGAGACGGAGGUGAGUGGCACCUGGAGGCUGGAGCUCUGGUCCUGUCAGACGGAGGUCUGUGCUGCAUCGAUGAGUUCAACAGCAUCAAAGAACAUGACCGCAUCAGCAUCCAUGAAGCUAUGGAGCAGCAGUCCAUCAGUGUGGCCAAAGCUGGUAUGGUGUGUAAGCUAAACACUCGCACCACCAUUCUGGCAGCCGCCAACCCUAAAGGCCAGUACGACCCCAACGAGCCGCUGUCUGUCAACGUGGCCCUGGCCAGCCCUCUACUCAGUCGAUUCGACCUGGUUCUUGUUCUGCUGGAUACCAAGAACGCCGAGUGGGACCGUGUCAUCUCCUCCUUCAUCCUGGAGGACAGAGGACUUGCUGCUGAGUCUUCAGGCCUGUGGUCCAUGGAGAAAAUGAAGGCUUAUUUCAGUGUGAUCAAACGGCUGCAGCCGCAGCUGUCUGAAGACGCCAACAGCAUCCUGACCCGUUACUACCAGCUACAGAGACAGAGUGACGGACGCAAUGCUGCACGCACCACCAUCCGCAUGCUGGAGAGUCUGAGCAGACUGGCUGAAGCUCAUGCCAAGCUCAUGUACAGAGAGACAGUGACCAUAGAGGACGCCAUCAUGGCUGUCUCUGUUAUGGAGUGCUCCAUGCAGGGUGGAGCUCUGCUGGGGAAUGUAAAUGCUUUACUCACCUCGUUCCCCGCUGUGCCCUGUGAGCAGUAUCACACUCAGUGUCGGACUCUGCUGCAGGGACUCAACCUGCCUCAGUUGCUGCAGAAGGAGACUAGCAGAUUGAGCAGGAUGAAGAGGGACGCCUCAGGUGUGCCAUCACCUGUUGAUGAUCCCCAGCAUCAACUCAGAGACCCAGACUCCGCCCCCUGCACAAACAGACAUGAUGUGACGAGCAGCUGUAAGGGUGAUGUCACAGUGGAGGGAGGCCUGGAUUGGUUUCAUUCCAUCGAUCAGUCAGUGUCGCCUGACGGCAUGGCCCCGCCCGUCAUUACAUCCACUCAGGUGAACCUGAACACAGGAGGAAACUCAGAAAGGUCAGGGACAAACGGCGUGAUCAGGGACCGCACGUUAAUCCGCGAUGCUGGUUCACAUCGUGUCACCUCCGCUUCACAGGAAGAAAAGCAGGAGAAGAAGAAACAAUCUGAGAGAUGGACAGAUCAUCCAGAGUCCUCAAGGUUUGUGUUCCAAAAAGUCUCUAAGAAACUGCGAGACAAACGAGUGAAGGAGCUGAGUGGUCUUCAUCAAGAGCCUGCCUCAGAGGGGGCGGAGCCUACCUCAGAGGGAGGAGGAGAGGGGGCGGAGCCUGCUGAUAAACAUGUGACUGACAGGAGCAGCUCACUGCCAUUGGAUAACUCCCAACCCUCCAAAUGCUUUGUCAAGAAUCACCUGAGCAGCGCCGGCUCAGAAAGAACACCUGAGGAGGACAACAGGAGAGACGAGACCAAAGACAUCAGUGCUGCACUGAGGGAGAAGAAGACCGACGAGGAAGAAACAGGAGAAGAACUGCGCUCAAAGUUGUCCGGGUUUAUAUUCAAACCAAGAAAGAUGAGAGCUUCAGCACACAGUGACAUCCUGAAGGUCAGCGCAGGAAUCCUGGAUGAGACAGGGAGCGGAAGAAGAGAAGUGAAAGGAGCUGGUCAGGAUGACACAGAGAAGAAGAAAAGUCUGAAUCAGAGAGAUUUGGAAGGUGAAGGCAGCGAGAAGGAGGACGAGUCUGCAAGCAGAAGAAUGAUGGGAAGUGAUGACAUCAUAAAGUCUCCUGUGGCUUCAUCAACGCUCGCCAAACUCUCCAGAUUCUCCUUCAGCUGCUCCAAGGAACAAUCGGCUGCAGCUCAGACUGACGAGGACAUGAAUCCUCAAAGAGAAGAAACCCAGAGAACAGAUCCUCCUGCAGGACUGAAACCUGUGAGAAUGGUGGACCAAAUCAAAGAUUUGUUAAACCCAGGACAGAGACACCAACAGUUUGAUCCUGCAGAAACAGUGAAGGACGUUCCUGCUGAACCGCAGAUUCCAGUCGUUGUGAGGAAGAGGAAGUGUUUUGAGCUGGGCCGUCCUCACAGCAGUUCUGCUACUUUCUCUCUCUUCGGUUCUGUGGACUUCAGUAACGACGUCCUCGACACUGACUGGGACCAGGAGGUUUCUAAGAAAGCCAAAAUCUGAACUCUCACUGGAUCAAAGGCAAUAAUGUACCAAAGAAAUGCAGGAUUUUCUGCGUUUCUGUGUCCAGUUUAUAAAUGGAGGAGACAAUAUGUUCAUUCUUCUCUCCUGCUGACUCAUUCAGAUGUUUUUUCUCACUUGAACUUGAAAUUCUGAAAUUUGCCUGCAGACAAGGAGACUGCUUUCUUCAUUGUUUGCAGCAUUACAUUUUCUGUUGCUUCAUCACUGCAUAAUAAUCAUGUUUAUCUUUUGAAUAUAAAGAGAUGUUCCAUAGCAUGGGGAUGUGUAAAGAAAAAGAUCUUCAAUACAA